AGUCUUCUUCUUCUAGUGCCUAGUCGCCUAGUGUCUCCCAGGCCACCACCAUUUGGAGAGAGUCUCCUGGACUCGCUUCGCCGCUCCGACCUCCAAUCUCCGGCCACCGCGGGCCGGCGGCUCCCCUCCUCCUCUCCUUCCCCAAUGGCGGCUCCCCUCCCCCACGCCCUUCUAGUACCCCACCGGCCUCUCCUGCCACCUUCCUCGUCGCGGCGGGGCCCAUCAUCAUCGUCCUCAUCCCUGGUCCUCCUCCUCGCCCGCCCCGCGCGCCGUGGGGGCGCCGCGCUCGUCCGUCCGGUCGCGGCGCUCGGCGGCGGGGGGGAUGUCGGCGAGCUGUUCGUCCGCGUCGAGGCGUUCCUCUACACCGUCGCGGACGCCGCGGUGGUGGCGGCGGCACCGGCGGCGGAGGCAGCGGAGGGAGGGGCCAAGGAGGCCGCAGGGGACUGGCUCUCCGGGAUCACCGGCUCCAUGGAGACCGUGCUCAAGGUUCUGAAAGAUGGUCUAUCGACUCUCCAUAUUCCAUAUUCAUAUGGUUUUGCGAUCAUCCUUUUAACAGUUCUGAUUAAGGGGGCCACUUUUCCUCUUACAAAGAAGCAGGUUGAGUCUGCACUUGCAAUGAGGUCACUUCAACCUCAAGUGAAGGCUAUCCAAGAACGAUAUGCUGGGGAUCAGGAAAGGAUACAACUCGAAACUGCUCGUUUAUAUAAGUUGUCUGGCGUUGAUCCACUUGCAGGGUGCUUGCCUACUCUCGUAACAAUACCGGUCUGGAUUGGUCUAUACAGAGCGCUCUCGAAUGUAGCUAACGAGGGACUUCUUACUGAAGGCUUUUUUUGGAUUCCUUCUUUGGCUGGUCCAACAACAAUUGCUGCGCGACAAAGUGGCCAAGGAAUAUCCUGGCUUUUUCCGUUUACGGAUGGCCAUCCACCACUUGGCUGGUCGGACACUCUGGCAUAUCUUGUGCUACCAGUUCUUCUGGUUAUUUCGCAAUACGUAUCUGCUCAGAUAAUGCAACCAUCACAGAGCAAUGAUCCCAGUCAACAAGGUGCACAAGCUGCAUUGAAGUUCCUGCCUUUGCUAAUUGGUUAUUUUGCUCUUUCCGUUCCUUCUGGACUGAGUCUAUAUUGGCUUACAAAUAAUGUCCUUAGCAGUGCACAGCAAGUGUGGCUUCAAAAGCUUGGGGGUGCCAAAAAUCCUGUCAAAGAAUAUAUUGACAAGCUUGCAAGAGAUGAGUCAGCAAAUGUUGACAAGUGUGAACCUGCUGUCAAGACUGAAGGUCUCCCAAAAGCUGGUAAAUCCGAGGCCAGUCAAGUACAAAAGCCAAGUGGGCCGCAGCGCGGUGAAAGGUUUAGGAAAUUAUUGGAGGAAGAAUCAAGGAGAAAAAGGCUUGAGGAGCAAUCAGAACAAACAGAAGAGGCAGGCGUAGAACCUGGCGCCCUUGAUGAUGGAGAACAAAAUUCUGAGCACGGUACCUCAGAAAGCAAAGAUGAACAGGACUCCCAUGAGAAUGAACUGAUUAUAAGUAGUAGCAAUGGCGGACUUGGCCAUAGUAAUGAAACAAUUCCCAACAGAAACAAAGAAGAGGAAACAAUUCAGGAACCUGGCGACAACCAUUCUUCAGUAAGCAACCCUGCCUCAUCGGCUGAUGAUAAAUUGAGAGACCAAGAGAAUGGAAAAGAUUCGGUGUAGUGAGUUUAGGAGGGUGGCUCUAGUCUAUCUACUGCUUUAAUAUGUCGAUUCAUCGGUAGAAUUUAGCCUAUCUGCAGUGCUAUCCCCCAAUGUGUUCAUCUAGUUCUUGAAUUUUUCGAAACCAGUUGUGCUUAGAAUAGAUGAGGUAGAGUACAUGUAGCUUGUAGAUUGCUCUCGAGAAAGAAUUGUGUUCAUCGCUCGGAUGUUUGUUCAGUUGGGAAUUUGGGAUGAAUGUAAGGUCUGCUGUAAAUGGGCAUCUUCCUCGCCUGAUUUUGACCUAUCAGACUUCAUAUGUAGUUAGCAGUUAUUACAAUUAUUAUACCAAUAAUUAUGAAUA
Brachypodium distachyon (stiff brome) is the source of this 2023-nucleotide messenger RNA. RefSeq names its product inner membrane protein ALBINO3, chloroplastic. The transcript has 12 exons. Lineage: Eukaryota; Viridiplantae; Streptophyta; Magnoliopsida; Poales; Poaceae. The record is from RefSeq and is a predicted model, not a curated record. The coding region runs from base 145 to 1686 and encodes 513 amino acids. Gene Ontology annotation, biological process: protein insertion into membrane; protein localization to chloroplast; thylakoid membrane organization. Gene Ontology annotation, molecular function: membrane insertase activity. Gene Ontology annotation, cellular component: chloroplast thylakoid membrane.